This is a messenger RNA of Prorocentrum cordatum, 638 nucleotides long. Lineage: Eukaryota; Dinophyceae; Prorocentrales; Prorocentraceae. The record is from the annotation of a GenBank genome assembly.
GCGGAGGAGCCGAGUGCGGCGACGGCGCGGCGUCCGCGCCAGCCGCGGCUCCGCGGCAGGAGGCGGAACGGGGGGCCCGUGGCGAAGGCUGGAGCAGCGCCUGGACGACGCUGGGUGCCUGCGCGCAGACCGCGCGCCCGGGGCGGCCAGGAGGAGGGGGCCUUCUGGUGGACGGCCGCGGCCCGCCGUGCCUGGCCGAGCCCUGGAACGAGGAGCCGCUGACCGCCUGCUCGACCUCGCUCGGAGCCAGCUCCGGCCUUCUGGUGGACGGCCGCGGCCCGCCGUGCCUGGCCGAGCCCUGGAACGAGGAGCCGCUGACCGCCUGCUCGACCUCGCUCGGAGCCGGCUCCGGUGACACUGUCAGCGUUGCGACGAGCGACUGCAGCGGCUCCACAGGCAAGGCCGCAGACCCCAGGACGACGGAGAUCGAGGCGGAGCUGGGCGCCCUCCUCGCGUCGACCCCGGUGCUCCGCAGGGCAGACUUCGACGGCCUCGUGAGGCAGCACCUCCACGCCAUCCGCACGGUCGAGGGCCGCGAGGGGGUGGCGGAGGCGAUGCAGAUGAUUCGCGAUGCCGCUGCCGACAAGAAGAGGACAGACGUGAAGGGAGGUGGCCGGCAUACAUCAGCGUCCUCCUGA